CAUUGUCAUUUCAUGCGGAGUUUUGGUAUUUCAUCAACGUUGCAAUUUGCCUGAAAUACUAUUAAGUUUGGUUAAAAUUCAAUGAAAAGUAUAUCGCUUUAUAUUAAUUAGUAAUUUUGCAAAAAUGGUAGAGGUAGAUAAUCAAAUAAAUAAUCUGUCGUUAAAAGACGAAGAGGAUGUUGUUGACCCAUGGAAUGUUUCAACUAAUUCUGAAACUGGGCUUGAUUAUGAUAAAUUAAUAAAAAGGUUUGGAAGUCAAAAAAUUGACGAAGAGCUCAUAGAAAAGUUUGAAAAAGUAACUGGAAAGAAAGCACAUCAGUUUCUCAGACGAGGAAUAUUCUUCUCUCAUAGAGACUUGAACACUAUACUAUCGCUGCAUGAGUCUGGAAGGAAAUUCUACUUGUAUACUGGUAGGGGACCAUCAUCGGAGAGCAUGCACAUUGGUCACAUGAUACCAUUUAUGUUUACAAAAUGGCUUCAAGAUGUAUUCAAUGUGCCUCUGAUCAUUCAGUUGACUGAUGACGAGAAGGCAAUGUGGAGAGAUAUCAAAGUGGAGGAUGCCCGCAAAAUGGCGCACAGUAAUGCCAAGGAUAUUAUUGCAGUUGGUUUCGAUCCAUCCAACACUUUCAUAUUUAAUGAUUUGGAUUUUAUUGGCCAGUGCCCAGCAUUCUAUCAAAAUAUGGUCCGGAUACAGAAGUGCGUGACCUUCAAUCAAGUCAAGGGUAUAUUCGGUUUUGGAGACUCUGACGUCAUCGGCAAGAUCACAUUCCCUUCAAUAGAGGCGGCGCCGGCGUUCUCUACCACGUUCCCAUUUAUAUUUGGUGAUAAAGUUGUGCCGUGCCUGGUGCCGUGCGCGAUCGACCAGGACCCGUACUUCCGCAUGAGCCGCGACGUGGCGGCGCGCCUCAAGCUGCCGAAGCCCGCGCUGCUGCACAGCACCUUCCUGCCCGCGCUGCAGGGCGCGCAGCACAAGAUGUCCGCCAGCGACCCCAACGCUUCUAUAUUCCUCAACGACUCUCCCAAACAGAUCAAGAAUAAGAUAAACAAAUACGCGUUCUCCGGCGGUAGGGCGACGGUGGAGGAGCACCGGGAGAAGGGGGGCAACACUGAUGUAGAUAUUUCAUACAAAUAUCUCACAUUCUUCCUAGAAGAUGACGAAUAUUUGGCAUCGAUUAAAAAAUCUUAUGAAUCCGGAGAAAUGUUGACUGGAGAAUUGAAGAAAAUCGCAAUAGACACAAUAACACCUAUAAUACAGGAGUACCAGGCGCGCAGAGCUAAAGUCACUGAUGACGUCAUGCAGGAGUUCUUCAAAAUUAGACAAAUUAAAGUAUAACCUCAAAAUGUUUGCUAUUUAUUUUGUAAAUAUAAGCGUACUUGGAUAUGUAAUUUUAUGCUA
Papilio polytes (common Mormon) is the source of this 1396-nucleotide messenger RNA. It is a transcript of the gene TrpRS, whose product is annotated as tryptophan--tRNA ligase, cytoplasmic. Gene Ontology annotation, cellular component: cytoplasm. Gene Ontology annotation, molecular function: ATP binding; tryptophan-tRNA ligase activity. The transcript is spliced from 9 exons. Lineage: Eukaryota; Metazoa; Arthropoda; Insecta; Lepidoptera; Papilionidae. The coding region runs from base 125 to 1333 and encodes 402 amino acids. The record is from RefSeq and is a predicted model, not a curated record. Gene Ontology annotation, biological process: tryptophanyl-tRNA aminoacylation.